AUGUCUCGUCCAGAAGAUUUAGCACCUCCAGAAGUGUUCUACAAUGACAGUGAGUCUAAGAAGUAUAGUGGAUCUACCAGAGUGCAACACAUCCAAGCUAAAAUGACACUUCGAGCUUUGGAACUCCUAAAUUUGCCACACACGUCAUACAUCUUGGAUAUAGGGUGUGGUUCUGGUCUCAGUGGGGAGAUCUUGACGGAAGAAGGACACAUAUGGACAGGACUGGAUAUUGCACCAAGUAUGUUAGCGGAAGCUUUGAACAGAGAAGUGGAAGGAGACUUAAUGUUGCAUGAUAUAGGUCAAGGUAUUCCAUUCAGAGCAGGUGUUUUUGAUGCUGCUAUUAGUAUAUCUGUGAUCCAGUGGCUAUGUAAUGCGGACACUUCUUACAAUGAUCCUAAGAGACGUUUAAUGAGAUUUUUCAAUUCACUCUUCGCUAGUUUGAAGAAAGGGGGUAAAUUUGUAGCGCAGUUCUAUCCUAAGAACGAUGAACAAAUCGAGCAAAUUUUGGGUGCAGCCAAGGUUGCUGGGUUUUCUGGUGGUUUGGUCAUCGAUGACCCAGAAUCUAAAAAGAAUAAAAAAUACUACUUAGUCUUAAGCUCUGGAUCAACGGAAACAGGGGAACAAGUUAAUUUAGACGGUGUGAAGAUGGAUGCAGACCUUGUUGCUAAGAGAGAACGUAAAAAGAAAUUGGUCGAAUCCAGAAAGGACUACAUCAAUAGGAAGAAAGAAGUCAUGAAGAAAAGAGGUAGAAAAGUGGCUCUUGAUUCCAAAUUUACUGGUAGAAAGAGAAGAACGAGGUUCUAG
Molecule: messenger RNA, 804 nt
Organism: Kluyveromyces marxianus DMKU3-1042
Lineage: Eukaryota; Fungi; Ascomycota; Saccharomycetes; Saccharomycetales; Saccharomycetaceae
Gene: BUD23
Product: 18S rRNA (guanine1575-N7)-methyltransferase
Exons: 1
Coding region: 1-804 (267 amino acids)
Biological process (GO): rRNA (guanine-N7)-methylation
Cellular component (GO): nucleolus
Molecular function (GO): rRNA (guanine) methyltransferase activity
Source: RefSeq, a predicted model, not a curated record